GGUGGUGGUGGUGGUGAUGAUGGUGAUAGUGCUGGUGGUGGUGGUGAUGGUGAUAGUGUUAGGAUUGGUGGUGGUGGUGCCCUUGGUGUCGGUGGUGGUGAUGCUACUGCUAGUGGUGGUUGUUCUAACGGUGCUCUUUAGGCUGUCGUUGUUUUUAUUGAUGAUGCUGUGGUGCUUCGGAUUGUACGGUUGGUGGUGGUGGUGGUGCUUGUGUCGCCGGUCCUGCUGGUAG
This is a messenger RNA of Dibothriocephalus latus, 232 nucleotides long. The record is from the annotation of a GenBank genome assembly. Lineage: Eukaryota; Metazoa; Platyhelminthes; Cestoda; Diphyllobothriidea; Diphyllobothriidae.